Molecule: messenger RNA, 1169 nt
Organism: Stereum hirsutum FP-91666 SS1
Lineage: Eukaryota; Fungi; Basidiomycota; Agaricomycetes; Russulales; Stereaceae
Exons: 4
Coding region: 136-678 (180 amino acids)
Source: RefSeq, a predicted model, not a curated record
CCAUCUUUCUCUCUUCCCAUCUUCCACGCCCUCGCUUGCUCUCUGCGACUCCUUUUCCUCUUCCUACCACCACAAUCCUCUUGACAGUCGUCAAACACAUCUCUCUUUUCACCCCCACACUCAUUACAUCCGACAAUGUUCACCCAAUCCAUCGUUGCCGCGCUUGUCGCUCUUCCGUUCGUCGCCCAGUCCGCGCUCGCCGCCGACUGCACUCGCAACUACACCAUCCAGGCGGGUGACGUCUGCGACAGCAUCUCCGCUGCCCAGAAUGUCUCUACGUACCAGAUCUCUGUCGUCAACGAUGGCAUCAUCAACUCCAACUGCACCGACUUGACUCCCGACCAGUCCAUCUGCCUCGGAUACAGCGGCGAAGACUGCACCACUACGCACGUCGUCGCCGCUAACGAGACCUGCGACGAUAUCACCACCGCCGCUGGUAUCAACUCUACCAUGUUGUUCUUGAACAACCCCCAGAUUGACACGGCUUGCGACAACAUCUACAUUGGCGAGGUUCUCUGCACGGCCUCCACCGUCGCCGUCCCUGCCGCCCCCUCCGGCUCUGUCCCCGCCACGUCCAUCCCCGCCACCGCCACCGCAGCCACCGCCUCGGCUUCCGCUGCCGUUGCCGACGACGACGACGAGGACGACGAUGACCUCCCCUUCUGCGACGAGCUCUAAGCGCACGGUUCCAUGGACCGUCUUCACCUGCGCUUCCGAUCCCCGGCUUUUGUUCUCAUCUUUAUUUUCUAAAUUUGUGAUGAACCUUUUCUACCCUCGAUUUGUUUAACCCGACGACGAAUCCUGAAUCAUUACUCCCGUUAUACCCCACCAUCACUUUUAAACCUUCUCUCUCCCUUUUUGUCAGUCGAUGUUCGGUCUUCGUGCGCGAUGCCGGCGGUACCGUUCGUACUCACUUUUGUGGCCCGAUACCUGUGAUUCUUCUCCUUUUUUUCCACUUUCUUUGGGUCCUGUGGAUCUUACCUUUCGUCGACUUCCUAUACUCCUGUGUUUCCGAUUUAGGUUAUUUCGAUGCAGUUGACAAUCGAAGUUAUGGUUGGUUUUGAGCUGAUGUGUUUUGGGUUGUAGUGAGCGAGUAGAGUGUAUGGAUGCGUUUGACACUACAGCUGAGAGAUAGGCCUGUGAUAUCUCGCUGAUGUAGUGGCGACGCG